Phanerochaete carnosa HHB-10118-sp is the source of this 1428-nucleotide messenger RNA. RefSeq lists its product as uncharacterized. NCBI's taxonomy places the organism in Eukaryota, Fungi, Basidiomycota, Agaricomycetes, Polyporales, Phanerochaetaceae. The transcript has 12 exons. Gene Ontology annotation, cellular component: membrane. The record is from RefSeq and is a predicted model, not a curated record. The coding region runs from base 141 to 1223 and encodes 360 amino acids.
CGAGUGUGCAGGGCCCGCGCGCGUCCGGCGCGACCAUCGUGAGAGCUGAAACAGACCGGGAGAAGUUCCCGUACAUGUCUCGACGCAUGUGGAACAACUUCAUCAGGCGGGUGAGGGAGGUGGCGCAGGAGAACACGGGGAUGCUGUUCGUAGCAGCCUCUAUGGCGUUCUAUGCUUCGAUGAAUUUGGCAGUCAAGGAACUGAGCGGCAUCGACCCUCCUGUGAGCACCAUGCAGCUCAUCUGGAUCAGGAUGACUAUAACGUGGCUGUGCUCAGUCUGCUACAUGUACUUUGCCAAGAUCCCCGACCCGUUUCUUGGCCCCAAAGGCGUACGACUGCUGCUGGCGUUCCGCGGCGUCUCCGGAUUUCUUGGUCUGUUUGGAGUAUACUACUCUCUCCAGUAUCUUUCGCUUGCAGACGCCACAGUAUUGACCUUCCUAGCGCCGAUCCUGACGACCUUCACGGGAUCCAUGUUCCUGGGAGAGCGGUUCUCAUGGAAGCAGGUCGCCGCGGGAUUUUGCAGUCUGGUCGGCGUCAUCCUGAUUGCUCGGCCGCCUUUCCUCUUUGGCAGCACAGCUGAGGUCCCAUCUGCGUCUCCAGACCCCGGAGAGGCUGGCUCUGGCCCCGCUCUGAAUGGUGCUAUGACUUCACAAGUGACGGCGUCUCAGCGACUUGGGGCUGUCGGCGUCUCAAUACUCGGCGCCCUGGGCGCGACAGGAGUCUACACAAUUAUUCGUGCCAUCGGUACUCGAGCGCACCCCUUGCACAAUAUUGUCGCAUUCUCCUCGCAAUGCGUCAUCGUGUCGACUAUUGCGAUGCUGGCCAUGCGCACCAAAAUUGUCCUUCCCACAAAGCUCGAGUGGCUCGCUCUAUUUCUGAUGAUUGGAUUCAAUGGAUUUUUUGCGCAGGUACUGAUGACGAUGGGCCUGCAGAGACAAGCAGUUGGUCGGAGUACUAUGGCAGUGUAUAUUCAGGUGGUCUACGCCAUCAUAUUCGACCAAAUAUUCUUUCAUGCUAAACCGCCAUUGUUAUCGAUUCUCGGCACUGCCAUUAUCGUGCUUUCGGCCAUCUAUGUGGCACUGACCAAAGAAGAGACGGCAAAUCGUGACAAGCAGUCACCAGAGGACUUGGCUUUACAAGAAAGCCUUCUCGCAGACCAAAGCGAUGACGCGGAAGAGACUCUUUCUAAGACUCACGAAGUCUCCCAAACUUUUUCUGUCUGACAUCCCAUCUACAGUUGUACAAUUAGACAUGUGAUCCGAGUACAUCGUCCGAGGAUCUGGUCUUACAGGAAGGCCUCCUCGAGCACCAAGAUGUUGGCACAGAGGAAGCUUUCAAGAGUCGCGAAGAUGUUUAGAUGGGGGCGUGUUUCAUGGCAGCUGGUUCAAGCGUCAGAUAAACCCUUGUCCCAAACUUACAUGGCGACCG